AUCAAAUCAGUCAUGCCAACAUACUGCGAAAUUUGAAAACACCCCUGUUUAGCUCAGUGGCUGGAGUAGGUGCUGCUACACAGAUUGAAUCUACGGUUAUUUUAUUUUAUUUCACCUCAGUGUACGAUGGAGCAGUUGUCCGACGAUGAUUUUAAAAUGUAUUUCUACGAGAACAGGCUGAAAACUUACGAGGGGUGGCCGUUCGACGAAGACUGUUCCUGCACACCCGAAAAUAUGGCCAAAGCUGGCUUCAUCCACACCCCAUCAGGGAACAGCCCAGACGUGGCCAUGUGUUUCUUCUGCCUCAAAGAGCUGGAGGGCUGGGAGCCUGAGGACGACCCAGAAAAGGAGCACAAAUCUCAUUCACCGACUUGUCAUUUCAUCAGCCUGAAAAAGAAAGUGGAGGAGCUGAGUGUGGAAGAGUUCUUGAAACUACAGAAGGAGAGGCAGAAGUUCAUCAUUAACAAAUCAUGCAACGAGGCUCUUACCAAGUUUGAGCAGGCAGCCAAGCUGAGGAAGGCGGAUAUGAUUAAGACAGCCAUGGGUGAAGAGUGAUUGAUGGUUGCUGGAAAGCGAAUGAACAUUUUUAUGUUUCCUUUAUCUGUCUUCUUUGUGUUAAUGUUUAUCUGUCAUCUUUAAUAUCUUCUGAUGUGUUUUAUUCAUUAAACUUGGUUUGCUGGGUUA
Molecule: messenger RNA, 684 nt
Organism: Cheilinus undulatus (humphead wrasse)
Lineage: Eukaryota; Metazoa; Chordata; Actinopteri; Labriformes; Labridae
Gene: birc5a
Product: baculoviral IAP repeat containing 5a
Exons: 4
Coding region: 127-555 (142 amino acids)
Source: RefSeq, a predicted model, not a curated record